Messenger RNA from Loa loa (African eye worm), 1831 nucleotides. Its product is annotated as phosphoglycerate mutase. The coding region runs from base 1 to 639 and encodes 212 amino acids. Gene Ontology annotation, cellular component: mitochondrion. NCBI's taxonomy places the organism in Eukaryota, Metazoa, Nematoda, Chromadorea, Rhabditida, Onchocercidae. The transcript has 4 exons. Gene Ontology annotation, biological process: positive regulation of mitochondrial fission. The record is from RefSeq and is a predicted model, not a curated record.
AUGCCAUCGCUGUCUCGAUUAUCAGCGAUUACUUUGUCGGUGAUAGCCGGCGGUGCAUAUUAUUCUCGAUUAGAAAAAUGGUUGUUUGGUUCGGAAAAUGAUGCACUGGGAAGCAUGUUUCUUUUGAAUGCUGCGAAAUGUGCAGAAAUCAGUACAUCUUUUUCAUUUCCUUGCGCACAUCCUUCUCCACAAAAUAAAUGGGAUCACAACUGGGAUAAUCGAGAACCUAAGUACAUGGUGAAUCCUACAGAAUAUGAAGAAGCUGAUCCAGUCAGCCGUCAAAAUAUGUUAAAUGAGGCAACGCCAACUUCGAAGCGAAAUAUUAUUCUCAUACGACACGGACAGUAUUUUACGGACCACAAUGAUAAAAAUUAUCUCAGCUUGACUCCUUUAGGGCAAGAACAAGCGAAGUAUGUGGGUCAACGCUUGGCUAAUAGUGGUUUAAAGUUCGACAGUUUGGUAAUGUCGACAAUGACGAGAGCGGAGGAAACGGCUAAAAUAAUUCUAAGUGAGCUACCACCGACUUCAACAGAAAGCGAUCCGUUAUUGGAAGAAGGAGCACCUUUCCCACCAGAACCACCUAGCAAACAUUGGCGUCCUAAGCACAAAGUAAUUAUUUUUAUUGCUUCAAAAAAUUAAAGUCAACAUACGCUAUUGGGACUCACGAAAAGCGGUUACAUACGAGUUAUGUAGUUAAGAGCGUAUCCAUUUCUUAGUCUUAGGAUUCUCAUAUUUACACAAUUUCAUGCAUAUUUUUAAACUAGUAGCGAAACUAAUGAAAGCUCUCGAAAACUAGGUAACUACGAGAUUGUUAAUGAGGUUAUGCAAUUAUUUGGUUUUUGCAUUAGCUAAUUUUUUGGUUAACUGUUUCUUUCUUUGAAUUUUGCAACGGAGGGAUCGCGGAUUGAGGCAGCUUUCCGGAAGUACAUACAUCGUGCUAGUUGGAAACAAAAAAACGAUAGUUGGGAGUUGAUUGUAUGUCACGGAAAUGUGAUACGGUAUUUCGUGUGCAGAGCUCUGCAAUUUCCUCCCGAAGGUUGGCUGCGAAUGUCAGUUGGUCAUUGUUCGAUAACUUGGCUGGUUAUAUAUCCGAAUGGUUUUGUAUCUGUGAGAUCCCUUGGCGAUAUCGGUCAUUUGUCCAGUGGAAAGGUUUCUUUCUAGGUUGUAGCCGUUAAACAUUAACUGUCUUUGUUCACUUCCGUAACUAGUGUGUGGUUAAUCUGUCACUGAUACAAUGGACUUAAUCACACUUAAAGUUCAUUGGGAUUAAUGCGGCAAUUUGGAUCUUUUAAAUUUAGAUUUUGUCUCGGUGACAGUUUAUAAUCCAAGUUUCAUUCUAUUUAAGCGAUCCAGGAAAUACAGAUUUUAAUUAUAUCAUUUUCGUCAUAAAUAUAUCUCAUAUGGUGUGGUCGUAAUUAUGGACAUAUCAAACCGAAACUUACCUGCACCAUUUUUUCUUUGGAUUCAUGGCUCUCAUCUGCUUGGCCAAUGCUUAGUUUUAUGUGUUAUUUUCAAGGUUAGCGAUUUCAUAUUAUUAAAUAUCAGAUGGAUAUAAUAUCCCGCGCUAUUCCUUAGUUUUCCAUGUUCUUGUUAGAAGAAAAACGCUGUGGUUUCCUUUUAGUUACGAUAUGUGUGAUUUAUUUAGUGACUCUUUUACUUUUGACUGUUAUUUUGUUAUUUGUACAUGUCGUAGCUGCGGUGGUAGUAAACAUAAUUUAGUUGUUUUUGGGAAUUAUUGUAUUGAUUUUAGAUUGUUUCAUGUGCAAACUGUUUUGCGCUGUCAAAUUCCUUGUUUAAAUUUGCUGUUCAAAUAAAUUCUCAUAAUGCAGAA